AUCAUAUAGGGCCCUGGUCCUGGCAACGUCCACAACAACAUGUCUCCCAAGGUUCUAACGAAGUCCGAUUCGGUCAACUCUUCGUGUCCUUUCUACACUUUCUACAUACCUAAACAUAUAUUCCAUUCACUAGUUGAUGUUGAACGCGUCAGAGCCCUAGCCUUACUUCCGCGUCCUGGUUCUCAAACUUGCGUCUUCCCCAAUUGGAUUGCCAUCCAGUAUAUGUCGAUUUUACGCUUUCAAUACUUUUGGUGAAAUUAGUGGUAACUUCACGCGACCCAGCAAGCUGUAAUUAAGACUCUGAAAUGUGCGACUGGCUUCCAGGCUUCAGACGCUCGCGCAACACAGAAACAGUCAACGCUUGAUUGAAGAUGUUAUUACGAAGCUAGCUAGAGACUAUGGCGGAGCUUACAUACACGGGCCGCGACCGCCGGGCUGGUGCCGCGGCGGGGUCGCCUGCACCGGCUGCCGCGCCGCAGCACGCGCAGCGGCCCUCCACCGCAUCUCCCAGGCUCCAAAGCCACCCCUGGGCAUCGCCGCAGCCCCCAGCUGGCAACAAUGCCCCGCCGCGCAGUCGGGCCGCCGCGGGCGCGGCUGCCGGCGCCGCAGGCGCCCCGGCCGCAGCCGGACCAGCACCGGGAGCCGUGCGGGCCAGCGGCGGGGCAGCAGCAGGCGGGGCCGGCAGCGGCGGGGUCCGGCAGCGGCCGCGGUCCGCGGCGCCCCUCCGGGCCACGGGCGGGCCGCGCACGCAGCUGGAGCGGCUGGACAUCCCCAGCCCGCCGCCGCCGCCCGCGCGCCAGUUCGGGCGGGUGUCGCUGUACGACCACGCAACAGAGGAGCACCCGCCGCACAUGGUGCCGGGCCCCACGAUCCUGCGCGACCUGGACAAGCCGCGUGUGGGCUUCCCCGCCCGGCCGCCCGAGGACUUCCUGCGCUCGGGCGAGGGGCUGACGCUGCGGCAGCGCAACACCAUAAAGGACCACCUGCGCAAACACCCCGUCAACAGGGAGGCGCCGUUCGUCAAGGGCACGGGCGGCGUGCACCUGUCCUACGACUCGCUCUUCGCCUACAAGGCCUCGCCGCCGUCACGGCAGCCGCUGCCCCACUCGUUGCUGCGCACCUACUACGACAACGGCACUCUGGACUUUGUGAGCGUGCGCUGGCGGGGAGCGCGGGCGGACGCGCUGGCCUGGAGCAGGCGCGCGGACAAGGGCCAGGAGGGCAACGCGCGCUCCAGCGGCUUCACCACCUGGGGCUGCGAGCUGCCGGGCGAGGUGGAGCCCGCCACCUGGCUGCCGGUGUUCAUGGACGGCAUUCGCGAGUACGAGGAGCCGUACAGGUUCUUGGCGAUACGCGGGUCUGAGGACCUCAUGUACAAGGCCGGAGACACGCUGCACCAGUUUGCGGAUGCGCUGGUGGCUCCUCUCAAGGUGGCGCUGGACACGCGGGAGCCUACCACCGUGGCGGUGGCGCUGCAGCUGAUGAACAACGCCAUCACACUUGACCCGGAGGUGGCGGCCGUGUGGGCGCCGCACUACUGGCAGUUCGCGCAGGUGCUGAACCUGUUCCGCAGCCGCGGCGGGGGCCUGGUGGUGGACCUGGGCUAUAACCGGCGGGCGGUGGCGUCCUGCGCACGGCUGGCCACACAAUUCAUGACCGACUUCGAGAUUGCCGGCGGCCAACUGGCCACCGCGGCGGUGCGGCGCUACUCUCCCGGACACGACCCGGCAGUGACGGAUGCCACCAUGGCGCGAGCCACGGCCAAGGCGGUGGCCAAGUCCCUGGAGCUGGGGCAGGACCACGGCACACUCAAGCCCUUCACGCUCUUCUAAUUAAAGCGGUGCAGCAAGAUCGAUGCCGGGGCACAAUUCGCAUUGAUGAGAUCAGUGGGGACCUGGAUUGGGUUCUUGAAAGAUGGAGGAGGCAGUUCAUCGUACAAAUGUACAGUAUAUGUUGCAUGUGGGCUGGGGCUCUGACUCUGAGUCAUUGUAGUAGGACUCGCAAUAGCUGCUGGUCCCUCUUGUAACCAAUGCAAUAGCUGCUGGAGGCUGCGGUCAUAGCUAGCAGGCAGCGGAGGAGCGCGGGGUUAGCGAGAGCGGAGCGGAGUGCGUUGCACAUGUUGCACUGCGGCGACGUGUCGGAGGUUGGCUUGCGCGGCAUGUGGUCGUGCCGAGUCGUGCAGCACAUGCCGGCAACUCGCAUCUCAGGCCCGCCUGCAUGGAGAUACGAGCCCAGUGGUUUGGCCACGGAGCGAAUGAUGCGUGGUGACCAGGGGAGGUGACUGCCCUAUCGCAUGCUGUGGUGGUGACUGCCCUAUCACAUGCUGUGGUACAAGACUGCAGUUGUGCAGGCGGGUGCAGGUCCUGCCACCUGCCAAUGUGCCUGCGAGGGGGGAGGCGGCAAAGCGGCGGCAAUGGAUUUGGACGCUGGAGACCCUGACCCCAUGCCCUGAACCCCAAUAAUUGACUAGUGUUGCGGAACUAAUGCGUACGUAGACCAGAGCGGAAGGUGGAGUGGGCUAUGGGAAAUUGGGGCCGCAGGGCGUGGCCGCAGGGGCAGGGCAGACAGUCCAGAGUGUGUAUGGGUAUGUGUGGUGGUGGUGGUGGUUGUGGUGGUGGUGGUGGUGGUGGUGGGGAUGGGCGGAACCAACCCAACCCAGCCGCACCUAGCAUGGGCUCGGUCCGUAACGGCUCCUAGCCGAGCUCCUAGCCUCCUAGGCCAGAGGA
This is a messenger RNA of Chlamydomonas reinhardtii, 2726 nucleotides long. RefSeq lists its product as uncharacterized. The record is from RefSeq and is a predicted model, not a curated record. NCBI's taxonomy places the organism in Eukaryota, Viridiplantae, Chlorophyta, Chlorophyceae, Chlamydomonadales, Chlamydomonadaceae. The transcript is spliced from 11 exons. Gene Ontology annotation, molecular function: Hsp90 protein binding; Hsp70 protein binding. Bases 399 to 1832 code for a protein of 477 amino acids.